AUUUUUAAAAAAUGUAAAAAAAAAAUUUUUAAAACCUUACCCCCCUUAAAGAUGUAAAAAGCCUUUUCUAUCACUGAACCACCUCAAACUUUUAAACAGAAAAAUGAGCUUGACGUUUCAUUGCUGUCAUUUAUUGCCAAUAGUUUACAGCAAAGGAGUUACCCAUUUCUGGCUGUCUCCAACUUAUCCUUUUCUUUCUACGCUUCGAACAGCACGAAUGUAUAAAAUCAUAUUUUAUGAGGCCAGGGAAAUUAAAAACUUAUUUCGAACAAUAAAUAGAAACAGCAAACAAUGUCCGAUUUCUCAAUAGAACGCGUAGAAAAUAAGCGCACGGUGAAUGGGCGCACGGAGUACUAUAUAAAAUGGAGUGCCUUUCCGCGCAGUGAAAACACUUGGGAGCCGGUUGAGUAUCUCGAGUGCCCCAACUCGAUGGCGACGUUCGAGGAGUCGCUUAAGAACAAUACGGAGACCAAUGAGUCCCUGUCCAACGAAAACGUGGAGCAGAAGAAUGGCUUCGAUCGUGGUUUGGAGCCCUCAAUGAUUCUGGGUGCCGUCAAUUCGUCGGGCCAACUUAUGUUUCUUAUGAUGUGGAAGGACAGCGAUCAAUCGGAGCUGGUGCCCGCCAAGCUAGCCAACAUCCGCUGCCCCCAGGUGGUCAUUGAGUUCGACGAGAAGUACUUCGGAUUCUCCACGGGCAGCGUCAGCGGGGACGGGAACAACAACGGCUCCGGCAAUCUGGGCUCCUCCGGCGGCAUGGAUCCCGGCAGUGUGAUCCUUUCACUCUAUGGCAGACACCAAUGGAGCUGGAGAGCAGAGCCGGCCACUUUCACUAAUUUCAUUAACAAUUCGCUCUGCCUGAUUAUUAAAAAAUAA
Molecule: messenger RNA, 873 nt
Organism: Drosophila ficusphila
Lineage: Eukaryota; Metazoa; Arthropoda; Insecta; Diptera; Drosophilidae
Product: chromobox protein homolog 1-like
Exons: 1
Coding region: 292-873 (193 amino acids)
Biological process (GO): chromatin organization; negative regulation of transcription by RNA polymerase II
Cellular component (GO): nucleus; pericentric heterochromatin
Molecular function (GO): chromatin binding
Source: RefSeq, a predicted model, not a curated record